GUAUUUCUUGGUGCCGAUCAGCAGGUUCAAGAUACCAAGUGUGAUUGCCCUAGAGGUCAGCUGAAAUGCCAGCACAUUGCUGCAGGGAUGAUUUAUGCCAACAAAAACAUUAGUAGAACAUCAGUGAGCUUGUUGAUGCCAGAACCAGAGACCAAAAGAGUGAAAACUGUAGAGGAUGUGUUCACAUCAAAAGAUUAUUUGGAGGCUAAAGACAAAUCUAAUCACUUACUUGAAAAGUUGAAAGUGAAAUCCAAUGAUAUAACUCACAUUGAAAGUGUUACAAAGGGACAGAGUGAGAGUUCUUUGUGGUACAUGUAUAGAAAAGGAAGGUUGACAGCAAGUAACUUUGGACUAGUUAUCAAAGCAACAGAAACCAACCGUUACCCUGCAUCACUUUAUAAGCGCUUGCUAGGAGAGUACGACUUAAGUGGCAUGAAAGCAAUUCAGUGGGGUAAAGACCAUGAGUCUGUAGCAGUGGAAGCCUUCAUGCAGUCAACAGGACUAGUGACUAGACCUUCAGGUUUCAUACUACCAUCAGAUACAGGGCCAAUUACACCUUUCUAA
This is a messenger RNA of Ylistrum balloti, 564 nucleotides long. RefSeq lists its product as uncharacterized. Lineage: Eukaryota; Metazoa; Mollusca; Bivalvia; Pectinida; Pectinidae. Gene Ontology annotation, molecular function: zinc ion binding. The annotation marks the transcript as partial. The transcript is spliced from 2 exons. The record is from RefSeq and is a predicted model, not a curated record.